This is a messenger RNA of Aspergillus sclerotioniger CBS 115572, 2855 nucleotides long. Its product is annotated as tRNA (cytosine-C5-)-methyltransferase. Lineage: Eukaryota; Fungi; Ascomycota; Eurotiomycetes; Eurotiales; Aspergillaceae. The coding region runs from base 42 to 2666 and encodes 874 amino acids. Gene Ontology annotation, molecular function: tRNA binding; tRNA (cytidine-N5)-methyltransferase activity. Gene Ontology annotation, cellular component: nucleus; cytoplasm. The transcript is spliced from 4 exons. Gene Ontology annotation, biological process: tRNA methylation. The record is from RefSeq and is a predicted model, not a curated record.
AGCUUGCCUGUUCCUCAGCAUCCCAAUUAUUCUUAUCCAUCAUGGGUGGUAAGCGCGGAAAGAAGGGUGGCAGAGGCGGCGGCGGCGGACGCGAACGCCAAAACUGGCAGCAGGUUCCCAGAGAGAACGCCAAGUUCGAAAACUACUACAAUUCGCAAGGAUUCAUCCCGGAGGAGGAGAGGGAGGCUUUCUGGGAGGCUAUCAGAAGGGACUUGCCCAACAGCUUCCGUUUCACCGGGUCUAGAGGCCACGCUUUGGCCGUUCAGGAAAAGCUCAAGGAUUUCUACGUCCCCGAAAUCACCUCCAUCAAAUAUGAGGGCAACUUCGUCGAGCCUCCCCGCCCGGUCCCCUGGUACCCCGACCAACUCGCCUGGUCCAUGACCACUCCCAAGCAGGUCGUCCGGCGCUUCGCCCCAUUCGCUUCGUUCCAGAAGUUCCUUGUCGCCGAGACCGAAGUUGGAAACAUCAGCAGACAGGAGGUUGUCAGCAUGAUCCCCCCUCUUCUGCUUGACGUCAAGCCUGGCAUGACCGUUCUGGAUAUGUGCGCUGCCCCCGGUAGCAAGUCCGCACAGCUGAUGGAGAUGAUCCACGCCGGAGAAGAGGAGUCUAUGGCACAAGUUUCUGAGAAGGUUGCGGAUGGGACUGCUUCCCCCGAACCGAUGGGACCGGAAGGUCUUAGUGACGAUGGCAGAACCACUGGCUUGCUGAUCGCCAACGACGCUGAUUACAAGCGCGCGCACAUGCUGAUCCACCAGAUGAAGCGCCUUAGCUCCCCGAACUUGAUUGUGACGAACCACGAUGCUACCAUGUUCCCCUCGAUCAAGUUGCCUUCGGAGCCAUCCACCAACGGAAAGCCCCCCAAGAACCGCUACCUCAAGUUUGACCGUAUCCUGGCCGAUGUGCCUUGCACCGGUGACGGAACUGCCAGAAAGAACUGGGGUGUCUGGAAAGAUUGGAACGCCAACAACGCUCUGGGAUUGUACGCCACACAGGUCCGGAUCCUUGUCCGUGCUCUGCAGAUGUUGAAGGUCGGCGGUCGCGUCGUCUACUCUACUUGCAGUAUGAACCCUAUCGAAAACGAAGCCGUUAUUGCCAGUGCCCUGGAACGUUGCGGCUCCGCCAAUGUCAAGAUUCUCGACUGCAGCAAUGAGCUUCCGGGCCUGAAGAGAGCCUCUGGCUUGCGCGACUGGAAGGUCAUGGAUCGUGAGGGUCGCAUGUACAACACCUGGAAGGAGGUUGAGGAGCGGAAAGAGCGGGAGGGUAUCAAUGGACUCGGUAGGGUUGCCGAGGGCAUGUUCCCGCCCUCUGAGGAUCUCCCUCUGGAGAGAUGUAUCCGCAUCUACCCUCACAUGCAAGACACCGGAGGUUUCUUCAUCACCGUCCUUGAGAAGCUGUCCGAAAUCCGUGCCAAGCCCGAGGAUUCCUCCAAGGUCAUCCCUAAGGCCUCCAUUGCCGCACUUACGGAAGAGCUCGAUUUCAAGCAGAAGAACGGAGACGGCCAGCCCCUAGAGAAGAUCGAUGCGUUGGACGACCUGGUCGCUCCUGACCAAAAUGCUCAAGUGGAAGCCGAGAAGAAUGCCUCCGUUGCGCAGGCUACCCACCAACUCCCUUACUCUGCUACCGACCAGACCUCCCCCGUCAAGAGGGAUGCGGAGAGCUUGGAAGACGAGCUCCCGGCCAAGAGGACGAAACUUGAAGAUGGCUCCGAUGUUGUUCUGGGAGAUCGCCCAGUUCAUGCUCCCGCGCCCGUGGUCGAAUCCGACAAUGUCGAGACAACCGACGCGACCCCUGCGCCCGCAGAGGCUCAGGCGCAGCCCCCGCAGCCCCUGCAGAAGCGGAAGAACGGCCAGCCGGUUGAAGAGCCCUUCAAGUACUUGGAUGUCAAUCAGGAAGAGCUCGACCCCAUUUACGAGUUCUACGAGAUCUCCAAGCGAUUCCCUCGGGACCGCUUCAUGGUGCGCAACGCGGAGGCUAUCCCCGCUCGUACCAUCUACUACACCAGCUCUCUGGCUCGCGACAUUCUGAGUGCAAACGAGAAGCAGGGUAUGAAGUUUGUGCACUGCGGUGUCAAGAUGUUUGUGCGCCAAGAUGUGCAGCGUCCUGGUGUCUGCCGUUGGCGUAUCCAAACCGACGGGCUGAGGAUCCUCCAGCCCUGGCUGGGCCCUGCUAGAGCCAUCACUCUGACCAAGAAGGAGACCCUGCACAGGCUGCUUGUGGAGAUGUUCCCCAAGGUCGACGGUGACAGCUGGACCGAGCUUGGAGAGAUCGGAGAGCGGGUCAGGGACAUCCCGAUGGGCUGCAGUAUCCUGCACAUUAGACCCGAUGCCGGCGAGAGCUUCCACGAGCGAAUCACUCUUCCCCUUUGGCGGUCCCUGCACUCCGUCAACCUCAUGCUUCCCAAGGAAGAUCGUCGGGCCAUGCUUCAGCGUCUGUUCAACGACGACACUCCCUUGGUUAACACCACGCAAAAGCGACAGGCACAGUCAUCGACGCCGGCCACUCCCGCGACCGAGGCCGUCAACGAAGAGACCCCUGUCGAGACAGAGGAAGACGCGAUCAAACGGGAGAAUCUGGCAUUGGGCGAGGACGAGCAGGAGCAGAUGGAUACGCGCGAGACGUACACCAAGGCCGGCGAUGAGGAGGACCGGUUCAACACGACUGUAUAAUUUAGGAGUUUGCUUGAACAUAUACGGCAGUUUAUUUAAAUGAAAAGCAUUGGAUGUUACUGAGACUUAUUUUAUUGCCUUUGAAGACUUGUUGCGUUGGGUCGGAAUUGUCGUCAAGAUAUACAUACAACACGAGUUGCUACUUGCUCAUUUGCAUGAAGGAUGUUUGAGUUAUAUUUAAUCCAAGAU